UUUCUUCUACUUACCGUUUGUUACUUUCUCAACUAGCUAUAAAUUGAUCUAGGUGAGAGUGUGGUAUAUACAUAACCAGCAAUGGAGAAGGCACGAUUGGGGUUUUUCUUCAUGUUGCUCAUUCUCCUUGCUUCUCAGAUGAUGGUUCAAACGGAGGGAAGACACUGUGAAUCAAAGAGCCAUCGAUUUAAGGGGAUGUGCGUCAGCCACCAAAACUGUGCUUCGGUUUGCCAUGUCGAAGGCUUCACUGGUGGCCACUGUCGCGGAUUUCGUAGACGCUGUUUCUGCACCAGGCACUGUUAGUUGCUUCACGCUGUUUCAUCUCUCGUUGCUCUUUCACGUUCGUGUUUCUGGGAUUUAGAAAUAAUAACUACGCCAUAACCAGUUAUGUUUGUCUAGGUUCAGUUGGGUUGGUUUCAUGUGUAUUGGUUUGGUUUGGUUUGUCAUGUUGCUGCUUUAGCGUUGUAUGUUCAGUUUCGUGGCACCAAAAGAAGUGAAAUUACACUUUCUUUCUUGUAAUAUUGUUGCUGCUUCUGGUGCUAGCUCUCGUGCGACAAUUUUCAGGGCAAAUAAUCUAUGACUAUUUUGUUCUUGAAGA
Messenger RNA from Vigna unguiculata (cowpea), 598 nucleotides. Its product is annotated as defensin Ec-AMP-D2-like. Gene Ontology annotation, biological process: defense response. The record is from RefSeq and is a predicted model, not a curated record. NCBI's taxonomy places the organism in Eukaryota, Viridiplantae, Streptophyta, Magnoliopsida, Fabales, Fabaceae.